This is a messenger RNA of Trypanosoma conorhini, 513 nucleotides long. RefSeq lists its product as uncharacterized. The transcript has a single exon. The record is from RefSeq and is a predicted model, not a curated record. Bases 1 to 513 code for a protein of 170 amino acids. Gene Ontology annotation, molecular function: cullin family protein binding; ubiquitin protein ligase activity; zinc ion binding. NCBI's taxonomy places the organism in Eukaryota, Euglenozoa, Kinetoplastea, Trypanosomatida, Trypanosomatidae. Gene Ontology annotation, biological process: ubiquitin-dependent protein catabolic process; protein ubiquitination. Gene Ontology annotation, cellular component: cullin-RING ubiquitin ligase complex; nucleus.
AUGGAGGGGACUGUGCCGCCCGGCAGCAACCCCGAAGCGGUGGUGAAGGCAAACGGCGAAGCCGUCUGCAGCAUCACGGCGAAACAGUGGGACACAGUCGCCGUGUGGUCGUGGAAUGUGCAGGUAGGGACGUGUGCCAUUUGCAAGAGCUCCAUAGCGGACCGCUGCAUUGAGUGCUGUGGGAUGGGGGAUCGCCUCACCAACAGCAACACUGCCAUCGCAGAGCCCGGGAGCAGCAGCAACUGGGUCGGCCGCUCCCCCCGCAACCAACUGGCGUCAAGCGCUGGCUCCACGCAGGCGCGUCCACAGCAGCAACCUCAGCAGGGGCCCACGGUGGUGUCCGCGGAGUUGGCGUGGAGCGGCGAUGUCGCAGGGGAGUGUCUCAUCGUCUGGGGCGUGUGCAACCAUGUGUUUCACCUUCACUGUAUCUCGAGGUGGGUGCGGCAGCGUCCGCAGUGCCCCAUCUGUGGAAGGGGGUGGGAGGUCGCCAAGACCACCAGGAACGACUACUGA